ACCAACUCAAAUGUACAAGCUAUCGAGCCAAACAAUCAUAAUAAUGAAGAUCCGAUUGAAUUAAACUUACAAACUAUCAAACCAAAUGAUGAUGAAGAUUGGAAAUCAAAUGUACAAUCUAUUGAACUAAGUGAUCAAGCUAUUAAAGACCCAAUAAAUCCUGAUUUUCAAACCCGUGCACUAUUGUCAGAUAUUCAAAUUAACUCUGUUACUCCAAGUCAUCCUGGUAUUUAUAGUCCUGGAAACCCUCAUCCUAAUCACAAAACUGUUGCAAAAAAAUUGGGGCUAGAUACGGAACAACAAAGAAAAAUACCUGAAAUCAGAAGUGAAAUCCAAGCAAAAUCAGAAACAAAAAAUUCACCCACCCAUAAUG
Dentiscutata erythropus is the source of this 373-nucleotide messenger RNA. The record is from the annotation of a GenBank genome assembly. NCBI's taxonomy places the organism in Eukaryota, Fungi, Glomeromycota, Glomeromycetes, Diversisporales, Gigasporaceae.